Molecule: messenger RNA, 2246 nt
Organism: Chara braunii
Lineage: Eukaryota; Viridiplantae; Streptophyta; Charophyceae; Charales; Characeae
Source: the annotation of a GenBank genome assembly
CGCAAAGAUCGAGAAAUGUGCUGGGUAUAAAGCUGCCGCUUUUGUGAUGUGCACACACGCAGACAGAGCAUGGACACGUGGGAAUUGGCAUGUCGUGAAACGAAGGCCAUUCAGCAAGGGAGUGAGUGCUCUGCCAGGGUGACACGUGGCGUGUGGCGAAGAAGAUCUCCAUUGGAAUAUAAAGGAUCUUCUUGGGAAAAGUUUUCAUGUCUUUAUAGCCGAGACGUUGACCACUAGUUCAGAAAGCAGCCAUCAUGAAUCCUCUCACACAAGUGAAGAACACUCAGAAGGCAACACAGAGGGAGGUAGAUGCAGGCAUCCAGGAUGGAGCAUCAUGGCAUGCACGUUACAAAGACUCUGCUUAUAUCUUCGCUGGUGGUCUGCCAUAUGAUCUAACAGAGGGAGAUCUGCUGGCUGUCUUUGCUCAAUAUGGUGAGAUGGUGGAUGUUAAUCUUGUGCGAGACAGAGACACGGGGAAGUCAAGAGGGUUUGCCUUUUUGGCAUACGCCGAUCAGCGUAGUACCAUUCUCGCCGUAGAUAACUUCAACGGGACUGUGAUUGGUGGACGAACAAUCAAAGUGGAUCAUGUGGCGGACUACAAGAAGAAGAAAGAAGAAGAUGAGGAGGCCAUGAGGGCCAGGGAGGAGCGUGGUGUUUGCCAUGCUUUUCAAAGAGGAGAAUGCAAAAGGGGGGGCUCUUGCAAAUAUUCCCACAAUCUCGAGAGGGCUGCUAAUACGGGUUGGAAUGAGGAGGAAGAGCGGAAGGCCCGUGCGAGAGAGCUUGGUGGUCAUGCAAGGGGCGGCGGUUCUGGUGGUUGUUGGCCGAACGACCUGUACGAAGGAGGACGUUCGAAGGAAAUGGAUUUCAAGGGAAGGGCGGGUCAGAUUCAACGAAAUGUGGAGGCAACUGAGCAAAGUGGUGCCCCGCGUUCUCUGAGAGAAGCAUCUGCGGCUGCGCCGGGUAGUAAUCCCUGGGAAGGGAGCGUGUUUCACCUGCUUCAGGCGAGCACGGCUGACAAGCAUCGGAAAAACAACUCCGGCCGAAGUCAGGGGGGCGAGAGGGAGCGGAAAAAAGAGGGUGCAGAACAGUGUAAGAAGGAGGGUGAUGCCACAGAUUCCAGGAAGCGAGAGACGGAGAAGAGCAAUGACACAAGGCAUGAUCAGAAACGUGGUAAGAGAAGUCCGGGUCGGGAUCGGAAGGAGGAGGAGGAGGAGAGGCGGCCACGGGAUGCCAUGAGGGAUGCAAGGGUGGAUAGAGGAGGGAGAGGCUUCUGCAGGGAAGCCCUGAGUGGAGGGGAGGAUGGAAGAGAGAGUGGUAGGGAUGUUGAGAGGGAGAGAUAUGGCUCCAAGUCUAGGAGGAGGGAUUGGGGUAGGGGGGGAUGGGAGGAAGAGUAUGAGGGAGCAGAAAGGCAGGGUCGGGACAAGAGCAAUGAUGUUGUGGAUUAUGGAAGGGGGCAAGAAACAUCGCGAGAAGAGGCUGCACGGAGGAGAGAGAAGAGGAGGGACGGAAACACAGGGAUUGAGACGAGCAAACGCAGCGGGAGGGAACAUGAAGAUGAGAAAGAUCAUUCUUCAGAAAGGAGACGGAGCCGGGAGGAAGGGACUCGAAGAGGUGAAAGGGAUAGAGGAAGAGAGGUGCACAGGGGUACAGAUCGGCAUCAUCACAGAGAUCCAGAUCAGAGACAUAAACACUCAGACACCAACAGAGACAAGGAUAAGAACAGGUACAAGGCAUCCAAGACGGACGAGGACGAGCGAUGGGGCCGGUCCUAGGGUCGAGAGGACCCGUGCAGAAGAAGAGGUUGGCAAGCACGUUCCUUCUCCCCCCCCCACCCCCCCCACCUCCUCCCCAAAUGGCAGCAACCUUAAGGUGUCAUCGUACAGCUGACCGGGCCUGGUAUUUUCCAAGUCAUUUCAUGCAUCUGCUGCCAUCAGGAUUUGGACCCAGGUCUGGUUGUCUUCAGUUCAUGGGUGGUGUACCUUUCAGCCACAUGGGCUGGGUGAGAAUGACCCAUUUUGUAUUUAGUAAGUAGCAGGGAUGAUCACAGUGUAGCGGUGUGUUGGAGGAUCGAAGAACUGAGAAGGUGACGGCAGUGAGGAAUGAAUGUUGUACCAGCACAAAAAAGGACGAAUGUUGACAGCAUUGAGGCCUAGCUCAGUGGGUACACCCAUGAAGUGUUGAAAUGCAGACCCGAGUUCGAAUCCAGAUGAUGGAACCUGAUUGAUGAGUAAAACCUGAUUGCGUCU